UCGUAUUGCGACGACGAACGGAGUGUUCGGUUUGAUUAAGUUACUGUGGUGGCAGAAAAAUUCUCCGGAAAUGGAAGCGGAAGCGGAAGGAAUCGUAGAGCAUCGAAGCUCGUUUGCGGCUCCGUCCAUAUUUUUGGUUGUUAUUACCUUUCAGUUUCUCGCUAGAUGGCUCGAACGCACGAAGAGGAGCGGUUCCAACAACGAUGUGGAAAUGGAGUUGCGCAAAUCUAUAAAGCAACUUCUGAAGGAGGCAAGCGCCUUAUCUCAACCAUCUACAUUUGCACAAGCUGCAAAACUUCGGAGGUUGGCAGCCGCUAAGGAGAAGGAACUGGCAAAUUAUCAAGAAUCACGUAGUAAGGAGAUGAAGACGUCAUAUGGUUUAUAUAGUCAAGUACUACUGACGUCAAAGGUUGUGAUCUAUAUUGCUCUGGUUCUCUGGUUUUGGAGAGCUUCUGUUGCUACUGUACCUCAUCACCUUGUUCAGCCGUUUGGAAAACUUUUGUCUUGGAGGGCUGGAGGUACCGUAAAUGAUUAUGUGAAGGUUGGAGUUAUACCUUGGUUGAUACUGUCCACAAGGGUUAGCAAAUAUGUAUGUCAAGUCGUCCCGUGAAGAAUCAUUGAAGGUAAAUGUGAUGUAGAUGAUACAUCGCAUGAUGCUGUGUAAAAUAUUUGGCAACCAAUAUUUUCCUGAACUUCGGUGAGGGGAGGCUGGAGAAGUUUUUACAGCCCCACCACUUUUUCCUCUUAUAUUCAAAUAUGGGGUUCAGCAUUGCUAUUGUUUUUUUUUUUUUUUCCUUCUUUUUUCUUCUUCUUUUGCCUGCAAAUGUUUUCCCUUUCCCUUUCCUUUUUUUCCCCCUUGUUGGUGAACUCUUGCUCUUAGGCAUAAUUUAUUUUUUGUUAUUUAUAUAUAGAAUUAAUAUAUCCUUUAUAUAGCUUGAUUGCUUGUUCAUAA
Molecule: messenger RNA, 952 nt
Organism: Momordica charantia (bitter melon)
Lineage: Eukaryota; Viridiplantae; Streptophyta; Magnoliopsida; Cucurbitales; Cucurbitaceae
Product: tail-anchored protein insertion receptor WRB-like protein
Biological process (GO): tail-anchored membrane protein insertion into ER membrane
Cellular component (GO): GET complex
Molecular function (GO): protein-membrane adaptor activity
Source: RefSeq, a predicted model, not a curated record